Molecule: messenger RNA, 1066 nt
Organism: Pyrgilauda ruficollis (rufous-necked snowfinch)
Lineage: Eukaryota; Metazoa; Chordata; Aves; Passeriformes; Passeridae
Gene: OPN5
Product: opsin 5
Exons: 6
Coding region: 8-1066 (352 amino acids)
Biological process (GO): G protein-coupled receptor signaling pathway
Cellular component (GO): membrane
Molecular function (GO): G protein-coupled receptor activity
Source: RefSeq, a predicted model, not a curated record
ACUGGACAUGAGUGGGAUGGGAUCAGAUCACAACAAUUCUUCCCAGGAAGAAUACAUCCCACACAAUCUCCAAAAGGAAGAUCCCUUUGCAUCAAAGCUUUCUAGAGAAGCUGACAUCAUAGCUGGCUUUUAUUUGACAAUAAUUGGGAUCCUUUCAACUCUGGGAAAUGGGUAUGUUAUUUUUAUGUCCUCAAAGCGAAAAAAGAAGCUGAGGCCUGCUGAGAUAAUGACUGUUAAUUUAGCAGUGUGUGAUCUGGGCAUUUCAGGCAAACCCUUCAGCAUCAUCUCCUUCUUUUCCCACCGCUGGAUUUUUGGGUGGAUAGGCUGCCGCUGGUACGGGUGGGCUGGUUUCUUCUUUGGCUGUGGGAGCCUCAUCACCAUGACAGCUGUCAGCCUGGACAGGUACCUGAAAAUCUGCCACUUGUCCUAUGGUACCUGGCUUAAGAGACAUCAUGCAUUUAUCUGCCUGGCAAUAAUCUGGGCCUAUGCUACGUUCUGGGCUACAGUGCCUUUUGCUGGGGUGGGGAGCUACGCCCCCGAGCCCUUCGGGACCUCCUGCACUCUGGACUGGUGGCUGGCACAGGCUUCAGUGGCUGGACAGGUUUUUGUUCUGAGCAUCCUUUUCUUCUGCCUCCUGUUCCCAACUGCGGUGAUUGUGUUUUCCUACGUCAAAAUAAUUUUAAAAGUCAAGUCAUCCACCAAAGAAGUUUCUCACUACGAUACCAGGAUUCAGAACAGCCACAUACUUGAAAUGAAGCUGACCAAGGUGGCAAUGUUGAUCUGCGCAGGGUUCCUCAUUGCCUGGAUCCCUUACGCCGUGGUCUCGGUCUGGUCAGCCUUCGGACGGCCAGACUCGGUCCCCAUCCACUUCUCAGUGAUACCAACGCUGCUUGCAAAGUCAGCAGCCAUGUACAACCCCAUCAUUUACCAGGUCAUCGACUGCAAGUUUGCCUGCUGCCGGCCGGGACGGCUGAGGGCCAAGAGCUCUUUGAAGAAAUCAAGGACAUACACGAUAUCUGCACAGGGGGACUCCACAGCCAUGAACGAAACCCAGCUGGAAGCUUGA